Messenger RNA from Coregonus clupeaformis (lake whitefish), 676 nucleotides. Its product is annotated as gastrula zinc finger protein XlCGF67.1-like. Gene Ontology annotation, biological process: negative regulation of transcription by RNA polymerase II. The record is from RefSeq and is a predicted model, not a curated record. NCBI's taxonomy places the organism in Eukaryota, Metazoa, Chordata, Actinopteri, Salmoniformes, Salmonidae. Gene Ontology annotation, molecular function: DNA-binding transcription repressor activity, RNA polymerase II-specific.
UCACCAACUAAUACAUAAAGGACAGAAGCCUUACUCCUGCUCUGACUGUGGGAAAUGCUUCAUUAACUCAUCUCAAUUAACCAUUCAUCAGAGAGUGCACACUGGAGAGAAGCCUUACUUCUGCUCUGACUGUGGAAAGAGUUUCUCCCUUGGAUACCUUAAAAGUCACCAAUUAAUACAUAAAGGACAGAAGCCUUACUCCUGCUCUGACUGUGGGAAUUGCUUCAUUAAAUCAGCUAAAUUAACCAUUCAUCAAAGAGUGCACACUGGAGAGAAGCCUUACUCCUGCUCUGACUGUGGGAAGAGCUUCACAACAUCAAGGGCUCUGACAGUUCAUCAGAAAAUGCACACUGGAGAAAAGCCUUACUCCUGCUCUGACUGUGGGAAAUGCUUCAUUAAUUCAGCUAAAUUAACCAUUCAUCAGAGAGUGCACACAGGAGAGAAGCCUUACUCCUGCUCUGACUGUGGAAAGAGUUUCUCCCGAUUGGAUACCGUAAAAAGUCAUCAAUUAAUACAUAAAAGACGUAAGCCUUACUCCUGCUCUGACUGUGGGAAGAGUUUUUUUCUCCACUGGGCAACUAAAAACCCCCACCAACAUAUACAUAAAGGAGAAAAGCCUUGCUCCUGCUCUGACUUUGGGAAAUGCUUCAAAACAUCAGGUAAAGUUAAUCGUUGA